Messenger RNA from Choloepus didactylus (southern two-toed sloth), 492 nucleotides. It is a transcript of the gene FAM163A, whose product is annotated as family with sequence similarity 163 member A. Lineage: Eukaryota; Metazoa; Chordata; Mammalia; Pilosa; Megalonychidae. The record is from RefSeq and is a predicted model, not a curated record. Bases 1 to 492 code for a protein of 163 amino acids. The transcript is spliced from 2 exons.
AUGACAGCGGGAACAGUUGUGAUCACUGGCGGAAUCCUAGCUACAGCCAUCCUCCUCUGCAUCAUCGCCGUCCUGUGCUACUGUAGGCUCCAGUAUUACUGCUGCAAGAAGAGACAAGCGGAGGAUGCAGAUGAAGAGGAGGAGCAUGACCUCCCCACGCACCCCAGAGGCCCCACCUGCAAUGCCUGCAGCUCCCAAGUCCUGGACAGCGGAGGCAGCCCGGUGCCUCCCGCCGGCGAGCCCUGCAGCCAGCCAUGCACGGCCGGGAGGAGCCACUGCCCCGCCUGCUCCCUCUACAGCUCCCCUUUUUACAUACAGACGGCUGACAUGGUGCCCAAUGGGGGCGAGAGGCUCUCCUUCAUUCCCACAUGCUACAAGGAGGGGGGACCCCCACCCCACAAAACGGCAGCACCCCAGAGUUACCCGGUGACCUGGUCAGGCUCUGGGCACGAGAUGUUCACCAAUCCAAGGGCUAUUAGUACAGAUGUGUAA